Porites lobata is the source of this 11716-nucleotide messenger RNA. The record is from the annotation of a GenBank genome assembly. Lineage: Eukaryota; Metazoa; Cnidaria; Anthozoa; Scleractinia; Poritidae.
AUGAGAUAUGGAAUGGUGAAAGUGAUUGCUGUUCACAGGUGUGUACUGUGGCAUAUUCAGAUGCAUUGAAUGUAGUUCGCCGCUAAGGCAUCGAGCCAUACCCAGGGGAUGGGAGGAUCAGGUAAAGGAUAGGUCGCUGGUCAGGAACUACGAGAUGUAAAAAGCGCACAAUACAAGGAGCUGGGGUAAUACUGUCAAAAACAAAAACGAAUUGUCGAAAAGCCUGUGUAGCCGGCGGGAUCGUUAGCGCAAGCAAAGGUUUGGCAGAGGAGCUGCUGAGCCGUGCGGAGAAUUGGGAGCAGACGCGUUAACCGCUUUCGACGCUAGCUUCUCCAAAACUCUCACACGAUCAAAAACAAAUCCGCUCAGUGCAGGCUAGUUGUGGGGUAUCUCGCCCCAUGUAAUGGGAUUCCAGAUUACGGAAUCCGGAAAAUUUUUGCUUGUAGAAUCGGGAAUGCUGGGCUUUGGAAUCCGGAAUACAGCUCAAGGAAUCCGAAAUCCCACUAACGAUUGGAAUCCAAAAUCCGAGGUCCACUUAACGAUUCCAGAUUCUAGGUAGUCCACGGCGAAGAAAUUAAGAAUCCCAGACUGUCUUGGAUUCCCUUACAUGGGGCGAGGUAUCCAUUGUUGUGGAAAUCUUUCUCGUUUACUGCGGUUUGAGAUCGAAACAUAUAGUGUCUUUUGCAAGGUGUGAGAGGUGUUUUGUCUAGUUUUGCGAGGGGAAUCAUAUCCUGCGCGUAUAUUUUGUGGCAACCUUCCAAAGCCAGGGAAAAGCCCCCUGGAGACGAGGUUGGCCGUAGUAAUUAGGAAAAAAUCCGUUCCUUCACUGUUUCUUGUUGAACUCUUUAGUGAGGUCUGUGUGGUAAGAUUAAACUGGCCGGAGAAAUCUGAGUAAUACAGCAAAAUUGGCUACUGAGCAGGGGCACCCAACGUCAAUUUUUGGAAAAUAUCUGUUCGGAAGACGAUUUCAGAUCUAGAUUUUUCGGAACAUUUGUUCCAAAAUUUAUCCCUUGCCUGCCUCUCGUAGGAUUUUCGAAUAUCUAAAAAAUGGUAUAAUUGCCCAUUUUCAACGGAUUUUUACCCCAAAAAGGUCACCUAGAAUUUUCGGGAGCCUUUUUUCUGGCUGAAAUGUGCGAAAAGGUUUUGAUCCCUAUAAUUUUCGGAUCACUAGAUGAAAAAUUUUUAGGGGAUAAAAAUAUGCCUAUAUCUACCGUUUAAAUACUAAAAUACGUUCAACAAUGCUGUGUUUAAGUGGUUUUGAACUAUAUUCUCGUUGGGUGCCCCUGACUGAGGUAUGUUGCUUAUUGCUGCUCACUAAUAUUGAUUAACAAAAACAGAAGUCCAAAGUUUAAAGUCGAAGUGGGUUAUUGCGCUAAAUUGGAAGUCGGAAGUAAGAAAUCAGAUCAGAAGUGGAAGACGGAAAUCGGAAAUCAGAGGUAGUAUCUCUAGUCUCUCCACGGCUAAGUACGAUACUGGCGGUUAAACUAAUCCCCGACGAUUUUAGUUUUUGUUCGCACACUCGACUAUCUCUGUAAUAAGAAAAGUCUUAAUCAGGAAGGAAUGUGAACUCUGAACGGACUAGUCACAUCCGUUCACAAUAAGAAUUUUUUAACAAACAAGGGCAAAAAAGCCUGUCCUGCGUGGGCAUAAAUAUAGACAUUCGUACAGAGAGAAAUACUGUAAUGAACAUGAUGGACGGACAGCCGUAGGAAAUCCAGCCGCGCUAAGAGGCCCUCUUUGUCAGAAAAAUAAAAUAAAUUCGCAGCAGGAAUUCGAUCGAACGCAAGGCAUGAGAUCAGGAACCGCUCCUGGCCUGAUGCUAUUAAAAGAUUUAUGAGUCGCCUGCGCUCGCAUUGCUGUUACGCGAUGAAAUGAAUUCAGAAUUCCUAAAAGGUCGUAUAAGAUUUUUUAUCUAACAAAUGGUCGUAAUAAGAUUUUUAUCUAACAAAUGCUAACAUAACUCCAAUGCUCCCCGCUUUACUGGAUAUACGAUAUGUAUGUCUAUAGAUGGUUUUCCCGUCAUCCCAAAAUAGCGAGGUUUUACGGGUUGAAGAUAAACAAAAAGCCUCUUUGAGGCCAUUCCCGAAACAUAAAAAUACAGCAAUUUGAACUUCCCCCCCCAUCAAAAUAGGAAUGCUGUCCCCUCUUUUUUCACUGGAUUUUAUAAGACAUGUUUAUACGCACGUACGGCUAGUUCUUGAGUGAAAGAAAAAGUAAACUCAGAUGUUUCAUGUCUUUUGGACCAAAGCUCCACCUCCACCUCUGCGUUUGGCUAGAGAAUGAUGAUUUUUAGGACAUAACGAGGACGGAUGUUGGUUUCCAAUUUAUUUUUUCAGUUCCACUGACCGUAUGGUGAUGAUUUGAGGACAUUGAGGAUCCUUCCACUGAGGAUAUCCUUGAUUUUUACAACACAAGUAGCCCAAGCGGCAAAUAUCACCAACCGGCCCUGCUGCAUAACCUUCGAAAUACAAAGGAUUGUAUGGGAAUUCGAAUUAGCACCCCCUCCCCCCACCCCAAAGCCUUGAGGCCGAAAACAUAACUCCAUAAUUCCCCCCAUAACUCCCCCCUUUACUGGAUAUACGAUAUGUACAUGUCUAUAUACACUACCUCCACCUCUGCUAUGGCUAGAGAAUGAUGAUUUGAGGACAUAACAAGGACGGAUGUUUUUGGCACAGUUCCACCGACCGUAUGGUGCUUGAGGAUCCUUGAGGAUAGAUUUUACAACACAAGUAGCCCAAGCGGCAAAUAUCACCAUCCGGCCCUGCUGCAUAACCGUUCGAAAUAUAAAGGAUUGUAUGGAGAAAAAACGAAUGUUUAUGCAAACCUAUAAAGGGAUUUCAUCAAUUAGUGGGUUACAGAAAAAAAUCGUUUUCCCCCCACAGCAUCCUUAUAGUUGGAAGGAUGACGCGACAGUGUCAAAGGUCAUAUUUCGAGUUUGGGGUACCUGUGGUUACAGCAAAGCAGCAAACAAGGAAAAUCUUUCAAUAAGCGGGCUACCUAGACCAGGUUUUAUGAACCCGCGAGACUGAACACCCCACCCAAACCCUUGUUUUCACUAAAACAGCUGAACGCAGUAAAGUGAGCCUUUUCGAUAUUUUACAUACAUUUCCCUUAAAUUCAAACAUUUGAGCGUUACACAGUUUGUUUGGGUUCCCUGUGGGAGGACCAGAUUUCGAUGACAGUCAAGGGAUGACGUCAGUACACUUCAAGGAGACAGGAGACGUUUAAAUAACUAUUGUUAACAUGAUAGAAAUUGUACAUUCUACGUAAAAACUGGUCGCAUAAUGGCCAAAAAGGCAUAUUGGAAAUUAUUGGCUAAGUUAGAUUUUAAUAAAUGCAUGAAUAAUUUCAACUGGAAUAAUUGACGUUGCUGUUCACAAAUUUUUCGAGGUGGGAGUUCUAUUCUCUUAUCAAUUGUGAAAAACUAAAUCUCAAGGACGUCGAUCCCUUUUUUCGAUUCCCCGCCCCUUCGCCGUUCUCCGAUUUUUUCUCUCCCGAAAAAAAAGAACGCCUGAUCGCAAGUUAGAUUCGAGUCAACAUUAAUGAGCGGCAUUCCGGUAACACUUGCAAGGCGACUUUGGUUCUCUGUGGAAAACUCACAGCCUGCAGUCAGUCCCAAUCAAUGCUGUCCGCCGCCAUUACCCCUUCUCGCUUCAUGACUAAGCCCAUAAAUUGGAUCAACGGCACCAGAGAGGCUUGGGUACGAGAUCAUGACAGAGCGCAUCCGGUCCGCUAUCCAAUGAUAUCAUUUCCUGUGUCAUAUUUCUGUCUUUCAGCAGCUAUUCAUGUUGCAAAUUUCGGUAUAAAGUCCUCAUUCAGAACAGCUCCAGUUACAUUGCUCAAGUUUUGGAGAAGGGAUCGUAGAGCCUGAACUCAAGAUGAAGUUUGCGGUAGCUUUUCUCCUUGUUUGUGUGGCUCUUCCACAUGGUAAGUACUAAAGAUCAUUUUUUAUCUAACUCCUUUGUUGUUGUUUUUUUUUUCUACGAUUAAACCAAGAUAAAAAGAGUAGAACUCAGGGUCGAUCAAGUUAAUGUCGACAGGAAACACGCGCGAUGCUUGUCCUCCUUGAGUUAUUAAAAUUUGUGAGGAGUUUGCAAAGUGAAAAGCACUUUUCCUCUUGCAUCUUUGCAUGAAAGCAGCAAUUUGGUUCAUCAGAAUUCACGGACUGAUGAUCCUGCCAGUUUUUUGAACGUAAAAUAUGUGAAUGCCCUUUGACGCAAUACGACCUGCGAGUUAAAUUAACAAAAGAUAAAUGCGUAAUAAAUUCACCACUACAUCACGAAAGUUUCUGAGCAUAUUGUUUGAGGCAAUUCCUGCAGAAAGCCCAGAAAAGUAAGUAAUAUCAGCUCGCGAUCGAAGUCAGCUCUGUAUCCCUAACAAUCAUGGCUCAAAACGAAAGCGGAAAAGGUUGCUUACGCUGAAAAUUCCAGCAGUACUUGAUGACAAAAUCCCCCGCAAAAUCCCUCUCCGCAGAUGAAAUUGCUCCGGUCGCCCCGCCAACUCACGAUCACGUUUUACUCUAUGGCCGGGUUUAUUAUAUGUAUCAAUAUACCCUUUUUCAAAAGCUCUUCAGUUUGCUAAGAAUUUUUCUUUUCUGACGGAACUCUAAGUUAAUUUUGCCGCUGUACUUCCCUCGCCCUCAGGGCAAUAACCGUCUCUCUCCUCUGACAGGCAACACAGGGAAAAAAAGCGAAUAAAAUCAAACUAAGCUCGACAGACUGCUUAUGUUUUUUGUUUAGUUUUGUUUUCCGUUUUUAUGCUUUCUGCCUCGUGACAGUCGAUGAGCAAAACUGACUAAAAAUGAAAGUUUUAAAAAAGAGAAAAAGCAGAACCUUGCCAAGUUGAAAUCUGAUCCCGGCAAAAGAAAAAAAGUACGCAAGAGAAUUAAUUCUCAAUACCUAAUACCCCCUAGAGUCCUCGGGUCGAAGUCCGAAGUCUAAAUUCUUUGUUUGGCUCAAAUCCCGAGACACAAACAUCCUUUUUGUCUAGACAAAACAGCCCUAUUUUUGCCUAGGUUAAGAAGGCACCCGCGAACGGUCAACUAUCUCUGGAGUAACGGUUAACACGAGAAAGAGCUUCUCUCGCCACACGAGCAUACGCGGGUGUGAGUCCAACGUGCUGCGCGCGAGAAUAUUACGCCGGGAAGCGCAGAAGACUGCAGUCUGCUGUGUGCAUGUUUCAGUGAGGGUGUGAAUUUCUGAUGUCUUAGGGAAUGAAAAUGUUGAAGUAGUUGUUCUUUUGUAGUUGUUAUUUUCCCUUGUUGUUUUCCUUCCUCCUAUUAAAGUGAAAGGGCGAAAGAAAAUUUUUCCCAAAGCCUAUCUUCGUUUAGGAGGCUUUUUAGGCUUCUUGCCCAGGGGAUUUUCCCUUUCUUUCUUAAGUUUGGCGCGUCCUCAAAGUUGUAGCCGAACUAAACUUGAGCCAAAAAACAUGCUGAAUUUCCCAGUCACACUUCCUUCGCGUGACAUCCCGCUGAUUGUCAACGCGGAUGGAGGGUAGAAGUGCGGGGAUAUGUAAAUCCAAGGGAAAGAGCAGUUCUGGAAAAUCCAGGUGGGAAAAAUAAUGCACUCUCACUUGUUAAGUAAAUACGUUCACAGGAAAUGACUACUCUGUAAAAAUAGUAUCAAAUGCUCUUUGACGUAAAAGAAAACUUUAAUCCAGUUUCGUGACUAGAACUACAUAUUUUUUUUUGCCGCCAGAAACAAAAACGAAAAUUGAUGCUAAUCAUAUAUCUGAAAUUGUUUAUUUUUGUUUCGUUGUUCUUAGUAUUCUUGCCAGAUACUUCCCGCAACGAUACUUAGUUAAAAAAAUGUUCGCUGAAAAAGAUCUCAUUACAUAAACACUUAACGCCUUUUCAAGGGUAUUUUAGCCCUACAUUCGACAUCCGGGAUAUGGUCCUGAAAGUCUGAUAAGUGCUAAUCCCGGAAUUUAAAGUUAAAUCCAUGAUUGUACUUGUUUUAAAGUAUCAUUUUGUGUUAUCAUAACUUGUUCUCGGCUUCCAGUGGAAACUUCGCAAUAUCAAAAGCUCGCAGCUAAAUAUAUUACCACAAGCGAAAAGAAUUAUGGGAACUGCCUUUACGCUGCACUUUCGGUUAGACGGGUGAUUGCGUCUUUUUUCGUGGAGAAAAGCAGAGAAUACCACAAGUCUUUAAAAACGUUUAGCACCGGUUCACUGCGAGAUUGGAUAGUUAUCGAGAAGAAAAACAAAAGACUAGACUAAACUGCAUGCAGUCCAUAAGAAAUCCUGAAAUAAUGUCAUUUAAAUGGAUAAGGUGGAAGUCAGGCAUGUUAAUCUUUGGCUCCUGUUGAUUGGUAUGUAAAGAAAAGAGACUAAAUAAAAGAACAUGAAGGUACAAAGGGCAUUUUUAAUACUUCCGAUUCUUUCGAAUCCUUUCCCGCUGUUAUUGCUGUUUUUUUCGAUGUCGUAUUCAAUAAUAAAACCUUGAAAAAAGGUUAAGAGCUUAAAAAUGCUUUUCAAACAAAACAAUUGAUCUCCAAACCUAUUAAAGGGGAGAUUCAUCAUCCUCCUUUAUUUACAUAGCUUUCUCGUUGAUUUAGAACCGUCUAAAAUGAUAUGUUUUAGAAGUGUUUUACACUUAUUGAUCGCAAGCACAUAUCUAAAGGUCAAAGUCCGAAUCGGUCAAAUCGAAUUCCGUUACCCACCUCUAAGAGAUUUGCUUUUUCUAAACAGCAAAACAACCCGUAUACAUACGUAGGUCAAGAAUGUAGGAAGCGGACUCCUCGAAAACCCAACCGAUUAACCGGCGUUUUGCAUGUAUAUUUUGUGCCGGGUACAUUAUCGCUCCUGGGGUAGGGAUACUCAUGUCGCACUUUAGGGGUAAAAACUGCCUACAUUUCCUGUGUACCUCCUCAGCGCUUCAUUCCCUGCUCGGCGUGACGAUUUUCAGCCCAUGUGAGGGAAUCUGGAUUCUCUGAAUCUAGGAAGUUUGGACAUGUGGAAUUCACUGACAAAGAAUCCGGGAUCCAAUAUCUUAAAAUGAAAGACUGUCCUUGAUUCCCUUGUAUGGGGCGACCAUUGACUGCGUUUCUUUUGAAGUCGGGGAUGUUUGUGGUUCUCUUAGCUGGGCGGCGAAAAAUAAAUUAGAUUGCAGUCAGUGUUACCUGUAUAUUUUCGUAUUCAGUUUUAUUCCAAUAAAAGACAGGGAAAUUUCGCUCUAAACGUUUUAGUGUCUCAUUUGGCGCGUUUGUUCGGUGUUGUCUUGAAUGAAAACCAGCCAGGUUAAGCUUAUUUGGUAAGAGGUUAAAGAUAGCUAAAGCAUAACCGGGGAGGUAAUUAACGAAGUUUUAUACGGGAAGGCUCCGCCUUGAGAUCCAACCCCUUACCCUUAUAAUAUAUACCAUUUUUGACAGAGCACUUCAACAGGGACCGCUUUCCUUUACCCAUAAUUGACAAAUGGUAUUCUCUUCACAUACCUACUUUACAACUUUGCAUUCCUUUUAACUGCUGUUAAUGUUCAAAUGUGUAAAUCCAGAAAAUAUCCAUUCCCCGCCUACGGAGAGAAACGGAAAUUCAAUGGGGGUGGGGGUGGUUUCUCGAGGUCUUUUCUCCGGGAAUUCCGAGUAAGAUUAAUAAAUUAUCAAAAACUAACAGCUGCUCUGUUGAGCAAGCUAUCAGUUAUUUUGCUGUUAACGGUCUUUUAAAACAAAAAUUAUUGUAUUCAUCGAUGAUCUUUAUUUACGGUCGGCUGAAUUUUUUUUCUUUUUUCACGGCUUACGCGAUAAAUAGUUGUCAUCUGCUCAUGAAUAAACGUCCGGGUUAUUAUCUACCACAACAUAUUGUGGUAUUCACCGCAGUGUGAUCGUGUUUUAAGCCUUCUUCUAACAUGUUUUUAAGUGAAAGGGAGAAAUUAAAGUCCACUCGAUGUUAAGUUUGAAUUUAAAUGGUUCUCAUUUGUGUCGUGUAAGGUAUCACGUCCAUGGUUCUCAUUGACGUACCGUUAAUCAUUAACUAACAAAGACCUGCACAAAGCAAAAUUGAGAUGAUUAGAAACGGUAUAUACAUGAAUAAAAGGAUUUUUCUCUCCUUGUCGCAGAAACGAUUAACUUUCGCAUAAUAAUAGUAUAGUGCAACACUAUUUUAGUCGCAAAUCUCUUUUCCAAGGGGUGCCUACCCAAGUUGAAAAAUUAUGGAAAUUCCAGGGGUUGGGGGAGGGGGGGGGUGGGUCUUACAAGUACUCACUGGAAUGGAAAUUCCAAAAAGGUGGGGCGUCUAAGGCAAAAGUGUUCUCCGUGAGGGGUAUGGAUAUUUUGGGAACUACACAAUAUGAAUAAAUCACAAAACGUGAGCGUUUUCUCGACUUUUUCACCACCAUAUACUGCAUCUCUUAGCACUGUUAGGCCUCUUGCAAACCGAAAUGACAGAUUUCCCACCCCUUCCAUUUACUCCAAUUAGUGAAAUCUUAAUAAAGGUACGGCUCCUUUCGGGCACAGCCUCCCUGUAUAGGCCAUUAUAGGGAGUACCCCAGGGUAGUGGACCUGGUACUGAAGUGUUUUCAUUUUUUUUAAUGUUGCACCAACAGCCUUUGGAUUCUUUGAUGAGCUUCCAUCCUUCGAAGGCUUAAAAAAGGCUGGAAAUAGAGUCUUUGAGGAGGCAGGCCAACAUGUGGAAACGAUCAGAGACGAAGUACAGAGGCACGCACAAAAUGUUAAGAAAACCGUUCAAGAAAAGACAGAAUCUGCGAGAGAAACCAUCAAGCAGAGUCGAGAAUCCCUCGAGGAAGCCAUGGAAGAACCUACUAAAGCGUUAGAGGAAUCAAAAGAAAAGAUCUUGGAAAUGAUGCAAGAGAUGAAAAACAACACGCUUGGGGAAUCAGUAGAAGAGUUCGUGGAAAUGGUACGAGAGAUGACAAACAAAACGCUCGGGGAAUCACAAGAAAAAUUCGCGGAAAUGGUGCAAGAGAUCAUGAGAAACAAAGCGUUCGUGGAAUCAAAAGAAAAGUUCAAGAAAAUGGUACGAGAGAUCAUGAAAAACAAAGCGGUCGUGGAAUCAAAAGAAAAGUUCAAGGAAAUGGUACGAGAGAUGAAAAAAAGCGGUUCGUGGGAAGAAGGAAAGAAUAAACUGAAGAAAAUUGUAAAUGAGGCUGGCGAACGAGGAGAGGAACUCAAGAAGAGGUUUGAAGAGAAAAGGAACAACUUGCGCGUGGUUGCAAUGGAGGUUAGUACUGUAGGCAAAAUACACGCUUUGUUGUUUCUAUUCGGAAAGUUAGACCCUUUUUAGUACAGGUUCAGUUGAAAAUGUAUGCCCUGUUCAAAAGGGCAGCAAGCCCUCCUUACCCCCUCCCCCCCCAAAAAAAACAAACUUUAAAUCAGCGAAAACAAUUCAAGUGGUUAGGAGUUUUGAGUUGCGUUUAAAAAUCCGUUAGCUUGCAAUCUAGUGGUUCGGUCGCUUUUUGGAACACAAGAGAAUAUGAGAGCGUCGCGCAGCAGUCCACCCUUCUCGCAUCUCUUGCCUGUAAAAAAAAGCUGUUCGCAGUCUACCGGACGCCUGGGCCUAACUUGGGCACUCGCCACUUUCGCGUCAUCCAUAAAACACCUUGUUUAACCCUCCAAAAUGAUGCAAAAGCAUUGUCUGUAAUUUUUCUUAGGUCGACUGUCAUAGAGAGAAGUGUGACGUCACGUUACCAUGGUAGCAAAAUUUCUGGUUCACAACAAUAGGGAUCGUAAGCAACGACGUAGGGACGGCAAAGAAAACUGGAAAAAAGCAAUAGGUUUAUAUCAGCAAAACAACAACUCUGCACGUGCAUCACGCUUGUUUUGUACGUUUCUUAGCCGUCGUUGCACGACUGCGAUGUGAAGCUUCCUAAUUUCACGCACCCACUUAACGAAGAAGGCGAACACAACGCAAAAAUUUUCUUUUUCUUUUUCUAAACUUAAAUACGGUCCUUUCGGAUUUCACCCCAGAAAAUUUCCCCAUCAUUUGACAAAUUAAAUGAAAGAGAGGGAAUUCGCAGUUUGAGUGAUGUUUUCCUGCGGCUUGUUGUCAUCCAGAAACUUUGCUACCGUGACAACGUGACGUAACGACUUCUCCUCUCUAUACCGAGGAGAGAUUGGAAGCGGUAGGUAUGCAAAUAUUGGAAGGGGGAAAGCAAAAUUUAUCAAUACAGAAGUUGCUAAUUCUACAGUAAGCACAGAACCAUGUCCCUUCCUAGUCUUUUGAGGGUUGCGUGACAAGACAAAUACGGCUGCGAGGGAGGGAGAUCAAUCCCUUCUCCCAAUUCCCCAAAUAGAAAGCAGCAUAUAGUUCGCAAGGAGAGCUUCUUAAUCUGUUCCAGGUUUUUAUGUUGCUUGACUGCACCAACAUCCAGGAUAUUUGAUAAUUGUUUUUUCUAUGUUCAUUAACUUCAGUUACCCCUACCCCCACGUGCUUGCAGGAUUCUUUUCUGUGCAUUGUCAAAUCAAAAAACCAAAAACUUAGGAAGCGCGCCCUCUUUUGAGCGCCGUCCUUUGUCUUCCGGCGCUAAUUCGAGGAAAUUUUCCUGACAAAGAGCGCCAUUUUUAAUUUUUUCCAGCGAUGGCAGAAAGUGAAAGAAUUUUACGGAGAGCGUCUGGAAGAAGUUAAACAGACUAUCACGAGCUUAGAGGAACAACUUGAACAACAGAUGCCCGACAGACCCUUUGAGGAGUUGAAAUCCUUUAACACGAAAAUAAAAGAUCUUUGCAAGUAAGCAACAGUAUAGAUACGAGGAAAGACGGCAGAGGGGCUCGCAAAUUGCUCUCUUUUUCCCCUCUCUUUUCUGGCCUCGCGUUCAGUACGGAAAGCGAGGGGCAUCACCCCUACCCCUAUCCCCUUGCACUUGCUUUUGCGCGUUUCGCCCCGUGGUUGAAGUGUACCUGUACAUCUUUCAAAUUCUUACGAAAAAAUCUACCCACAAGUCAAAAUUUGACUAAACUAUGGUUUCGUACGUCGAAGCUUCCUCAUAAAACUGCUUUUUGUUGUCCCCAUGUUCUUUCCGUAGUCAAAAAUUUCGAGGAUUUAAUAGUGAGCAUACGCAAGAGGGCGGCAGAAAGAAAAAGACGGCGAAACGUUUGUGAGCAACAAACUUGAUAGGGCUAUUACUUGCGUACUUUGUCGUCGUAUUUUUCACCUAUACCAUAACUUUGAUCUGGUCUUUAACAAAAGGUGAAGGUGAAGUUUGGCGGAAAAUUUGUUCAAACAUAACUAAUAUCACGGAUGUCAAACUAGGUUUGCCGUCUGUUUAGUCUUUCCCUCCCGCCUUGUUGCGUAACUUCACUAAUCAGUUCCAAAUCAAAAGGUUCGAAUUUUUAAUCCACAGAAAGUUAAACUACUGAAAAUACAUUUUUUUUCACGUUUGACACAGUCCAUCCUCUAAACUUGGCUAGCUUCUUUCAGCAAAUAGCCGGCUGAAGCUUGAAAUUUACAUUAACAUUUUUUGUACAAUUUUUGUCUUUUAACAGAGGUUUUAAACAAAUGCUCAAGGUAAAAGUAAACCAACUCAAAGAGAAAUUAGAACUGGAGCCUACUGAAGAGGAAGAGGAAGAGGAAGAAUCCGAAACAACGACCCCGACCACUGGCACCGAGGUGGACCCAGAAAUCCCCGAAGAAGUUAAGCCAACUUCCGAGUCCUCCAGUUCCGAAGGGGUUAUGGGAGAAGAAGAGGUUGAAGAACCUGAAAGAAGACAAGUUUCCGAGAAAAAGUUAGGCGCAAGUUUGGGAGGUUGUCGAGACUCUUCAAGUUAA